CCCUCCCCCUCCGGCCCACCUCUCCGCCGCCCCCUCCAUCAACACCGCGAAUCCAACCCUAACCCCUCCGGCCUCCGCAUCGCCACCUCGCAAGCAGGCGCCGAACCCCCCCCCCCUCCUCCUCGCCGGCGCUCUUCCCCACCUCCCCGUCGCGCGUCCCCGCUUGUGGUCGGCUCUCCGGAUUCAGCCCCUGCGAUUCGCGCGCAAUGGAGCUGGAUCAGAGCGUUGCCGCCGGUAUCGAUUCCAGUAGCGCAGAGCCUGGUGCCGCGGCUUUCGAUUCGGCGAGCGCCAACCCUGAUGCGAACGCGUACAGUCAGAAUCCGAGCUCCGUUAUGCAAGUCGAUGGGGCGCUUGUCACCGGCGAGAGUGUCGUGGCCCCUGAAGGUGGAGCUCAGGGACCUGAUGCCUCCGGGUAUCGGACAGAGCACGCGGUGUUGAACGGGACGGCGAGCCAGACGACGAAUUACCAAUCUGCAGGAGCUACAGAGAACGGCGGUACCACCACGGACGAGAUGGGCGAGCUAGUUGCUGAGCCAUCCUAUGAUGAAGCUGUGCUUCCUGCGGAAGAGGCUAGGUUAUGGAGUGUCGUUACCGCGAACUGCUUAGACUUCAAUGCUUGGACUGCACUUAUUGAUGAGACAGAGAGAAAUGCUGAGAGCAAUAUUUUGAAGAUACGGAAAGUAUACGAUGCAUUUCUUGUGGAAUUCCCUCUUUGCUUUGGUUAUUGGAAGAAAUAUGCAGAUCACGAAGGACGACUUGAUGGCAUCAAUAAAGUUAUAGAGGUGUACGAACGAGCAGUUCUUGCAGUUACUUAUUCAGUGGAAAUUUGGUAUAACUACUGUCAGUUCGCAAUUUCAACAUAUGAUGACCCAGAUAUCAUCAGAAGACUGUUUGAACGGGGUUUGGCAUACGUUGGGACAGAUUACUGUUCCAGUCUUUUGUGGGAUGAGUACAUUAAGUAUGAAGAAUCACUGCAGGCAUGGAGUCAUCUAGCCAUGAUAUAUACGAGAAUAUUAGAGCAUCCUAUACAGCAGCUUGAUCGCUACAUUAAUUGCCUCAAGGAUUUGGCUUCGACACGGAUUUUUUCGGAAAUACUUACUGCAGAGGAAGCUUCUUUGUAUGGUGUUACUUCUGAGAACAGUGCUCAGGCUCUUGAUAGUGAGGCACAUCCUGACAAUGUCGAUAAAUCUGCUCAACCUGAAAAUUCAUCUUCAACAGAAGCAGAGAACCUUGCAAAGUAUAUCUCCAUGAGAGAAGAUAUGUACAAAAAGGCUAAAGAGUAUGAAUCUAAGAUUAUUGGUUUUGAGCUAGCUAUUAGAAGACCAUAUUUUCACGUCAAACCUCUUGACAAUCCAGAGCUUGAAAACUGGCAUAACUAUCUUGAUUUUAUCGAGAAGGAAGAAGACAUUAACAAGGUUAUUAAAUUGUAUGAAAGGUGUGUCAUUGCUUGUGCUAGCUAUUCAGAAUUCUGGAUCCGCUAUGUGCAAUGUAUGGAGGAUAAAGGAAGCCUAGAACUAGCAAACAAUGCCCUGGCUCGUGCCACUCAUGUGUUUGUCAAGAAACAGCCAGAGAUCCAUCUAUUUAGUGUACGCUUUAAGGAGCUUAAUGGAGAUGUUUCUGAAGCACGUGCAGAAUAUCGGCAUCUUUACUCAGAACUAUGUCCUGGCUUACUAGAGGCCAUUGUAAAGCAUUCCAAUAUGGAGCACCGACUGGGAGAUAAAGAAUCUGCUUGUUUAGUUUAUGAGAAGGCCAUAGCUACUGAAAGGGAAAAGGAGCAGAGCCAGCUCUUGCCAACGUUGCUGAUUCAAUACUCACGCUUCUUAUUUCUGGGCAUCCGAGACUUAGAAAAGGCAAGGGAGACUUUAACUGCAUUGCGCGGGCAGUUUAAUGUGACGAAACCAAUUCUUGAGGCUGUCAUCCAUUUAGAGUCAAUGUUUCCUUGUGAAAAGCGUAUUGAAUUUUUAGAUUCACUCGUGGAGAAGUACCUUACACCUGAACCAUCUCAAGGGGAGAUUGCAAGUCUAGGCGACAAAGAAGAAGUAUCUUCCAUAUUUUUAGAGUUUUUGGAUCUAUUUGGGGAUGCAAAAGCGAUCAAGAAGGCUUUAGCUCGGCAUACAACUCUUUUUUCAUGUAAGAGAAGCAUUCUGCCAUCAAAGAAACGAAAAGCGGAUGAUGCUAUUGUGUCAGACAUAGACAAAUUGGCUAAAACUGGGGGUACUCAGCCAGUCAUGGGAACUGAUCCAAAUGCUCCUAAUCCUCCCGUUUGGCCUGUGACUUCUGAAGCAUCAGGACAACAAUGGGGAGCCGGUUAUGCACCACAGUCUGCGUAUCCUGCAUAUGGAACUUAUGACUACAGCCAUCAAAUGCCUCAAUCUGCCCCUCAAGCUGCUGCUUAUGGUGCAUAUCCUCCAACAUACUCUGCUCAGGCCUACACACAACAAAGCUACGCACAACCUGCAGCAAUGGCAGUGGCAGCACCAGUGGCCGCAGUGGCACCAGCACCAGCAGCAGCUUACCCUCAGCAACCUGCGGCAGCUCCUCAACCCUAUUAUGGCACAACCUACUACUGAUCUGUUGACUAAUCUUGGACAGCGUUUCAUCGAGCCUGUUAAUCAGCAGGUCUUCGUAUUUAUGGUUCUACAGUCUAAUCGGCUGGUUUGCCAGUACCAUGUCAAAAGGCAUCGCAAGACCUUUUGUACUGCUAGUGUUCCUGGAAGACUCAAUGUUAGUGUUGGGGAUGUAGCUAGCCCUUGCCCGGAUGCUAUUUGCGGUGCAAGACUCAGUGUUAGUGUACUGAGGAUGAUCACUCGAGUCGGAAUCUGAGAUUUGUAUAGAACAUUUUGGUGCUAGCAUCCAUGUGUCUAGGAAUCUCGUCGCUUUUUGUAGCUUAAUUCUUACUGUAGGCGACGUAUUUGAGUUAGCGGUGUUUACUAUGCGUAUGAAUUGCUCACAUGAUUGUCAUCAUCUACGGUACAAGCCCAUCUGGAAUGCAGGAACUUUUCUCGAGGCCUCGAUGCCUCUUACCUGUGAAAA
This is a messenger RNA of Phragmites australis (common reed), 3033 nucleotides long. Its product is annotated as pre-mRNA-processing factor 39-1-like. The transcript has 14 exons. Bases 207 to 2570 code for a protein of 787 amino acids. Gene Ontology annotation, biological process: mRNA 5'-splice site recognition; RNA processing. Gene Ontology annotation, molecular function: protein binding. The record is from RefSeq and is a predicted model, not a curated record. Lineage: Eukaryota; Viridiplantae; Streptophyta; Magnoliopsida; Poales; Poaceae. Gene Ontology annotation, cellular component: U2-type prespliceosome; U1 snRNP; commitment complex.